This is a messenger RNA of Pezoporus flaviventris, 1005 nucleotides long. Its product is annotated as acrosin-like. The transcript is spliced from 5 exons. NCBI's taxonomy places the organism in Eukaryota, Metazoa, Chordata, Aves, Psittaciformes, Psittacidae. The annotation marks the transcript as partial. Gene Ontology annotation, biological process: proteolysis; acrosome reaction. The record is from RefSeq and is a predicted model, not a curated record. Gene Ontology annotation, molecular function: serine-type endopeptidase activity.
GGUACCCGUCCCAUGGCUGAUUCCUAUGGGGUGUCGCGCAUCGUCGGAGGCGUGGAUGCGCACCAGGGCGCCUGGCCAUGGAUGGUCAGCAUCCAGUUCCCCACGGCCACCGGCUUCUCGCACAUCUGUGGGGGGUCCCUCAUCACCCCACAAUGGGUCCUCACGGCCGCUCACUGCUUCAUCGGGCAAAACUUCACCACGGAUUGGUACGUGAUGGUCGGAAUCACAGACCUGGCUUGGGCCAAUUCCGAGACCCAGAAACGUUGGAUCCAGAGGGUCGUGGUCCAUGAAUAUUACACUAACGUCUCCGGCGGCUUCGACAUUGCCUUGGUGGAGCUGGACCAGCCGGUGCAGUGCGGGUACCACGUGCAGCUCGCCUGCCUGCCCGAUGCGACGCUCAGCGUGUCCCAGCUCUCCGAGUGCUUCAUCAGCGGAUGGGGCGCGAGGGAGGCCAGAAGUGAGUCAGGGGCAUCGUCCCCAUCUGCCCUGCAGGAGGCCAAGGUCCGCCUCAUCGAUGCCAAGGUCUGCAACAGCAGCCUAUGGUACCGAGGGGCCAUCAAGAGCCACAACCUGUGUGCUGGGUACCCGCAGGGUGGCAUCGACACCUGCCAGGGUGACAGUGGCGGUCCCCUCAUGUGCCGGGACAACCAUGCCAACUUUUUCUGGGUUGUGGGGCUGACGAGCUGGGGCCGCGGCUGCGCCAGGGCCAAGCAACCGGGGGUCUACACCUCAACAAGGCACUUCCAUGAGUGGAUCCUCCACCAGCUGGGGACGUUCCACUCCGCGGGAGCCUCCGCGACGCCCUCGACAUGGAGCCACCAGCACGGCUCGCAUGCGCCCAUCCAGCAGACGAUGCCGGCUCCGACGGCCUCGAGCACCGGUGACAUCUGCUCCUUCCCAUACCGGGUGCUCGUGGAAUUUGUCAGUCGGGUGCAGGAGCUGCUGCAGUGCCCGCCUGACGCCUCCUCCCUUUCAGGAGCCGGUCCCAGUGCCCGCCCCCUCUAG